AGACGAAAUCGGACUUUCAAGCUCCCAAGUGAUUCUUUCAUUCGUUCGUUCAUUCAUUCAAUAAGCAUUCAAGCAUUCAAGCAUUCAAGCAUCAAGCAUCAUCAACAUGACUACCGACAACGCCAACAACGCAAAGGCCGCCGACCCUGCCAGCAACACAAGCUUGUCUUUUUCAUUGCUUCGUUUGGCAAGAUCAAAUUAUCUGUUCUUGACACCAUUGCCUAUCUUGCUGCUAAUGCUGGUAGUGGCGAUGAUGAUAAUGAUGAUGACGAAACUUCUGCUAUUGCCCCGACAGCACUCACCAAGCUUCAGGCAGCUUUGGACGAAGUUCCCCGCUUGGAGAACGAAUUGAAAAAUGUCGCCAUAUCCGUUGCUGUCUUCAUUGCUACAGCCGAGCACUACCUCUCUCGAGAAAAGCCUUCCUUGAAGCGCGCCCUCCAUACUCUUCAGGAGUGUGUCACCGCCAGGAACAUUGCUGCCUUUGAGAAGCUAGCAUCCGAGUCAUCAUUAUUGUCGUCGUCGUCGUCGUCGUUCGUCGUCGUUCAACGGAAAUAA
Molecule: messenger RNA, 555 nt
Organism: Cylindrotheca closterium
Lineage: Eukaryota; Bacillariophyta; Bacillariophyceae; Bacillariales; Bacillariaceae
Source: the annotation of a GenBank genome assembly